Molecule: messenger RNA, 2851 nt
Organism: Penaeus monodon (black tiger shrimp)
Lineage: Eukaryota; Metazoa; Arthropoda; Malacostraca; Decapoda; Penaeidae
Exons: 5
Coding region: 1-2571 (856 amino acids)
Biological process (GO): chemical synaptic transmission; signal transduction; monoatomic ion transmembrane transport
Cellular component (GO): membrane; synapse; neuron projection
Molecular function (GO): extracellular ligand-gated monoatomic ion channel activity; neurotransmitter receptor activity; transmembrane signaling receptor activity
Source: RefSeq, a predicted model, not a curated record
AUGGCGCUUCCUUCGCAAGGGCUCUGGCUGCUGCCUCUCCUCCUGCUGCCGUCGGGGUUCACGCUCUCUGCGACGAGCACUAAAGAAGAUAAAGUAAUUGUAUAUGACAUGGUUCCCGAGAACAAUGAGAAUUUUACGGCGCAGGCAGAGUUGCAGUACGUCGCCGGAAUUUUGUCUCCACCAUACUCCCUGUGUUCGUGGGUCUUCUCAGUAUAUCACCUGGCGAGCUCUCUCAUCGUUUCUCUCUACGACAACAACGACUACCUAACAGUAUCAAUGCAAGAAGGAUGGUUAUAUGUCUGCAUCAACCAGUCCUGCCCGAUUCCUGUCGGGGUUCGCAUGACAGCUCACAUGUGGUACCAUCUGUGCAUGGUCGUCAAUUCAGCGUCUGUCAAGCUACUUCUGAACGCAAAGUCUUACUACCUGCAUCCCAAGAAGCUAUGUCCCACGGAAGAAUUUCAGAUCGAAGGCGUCUCUUUAACUCUCGGAUCGAGGAGAUACGAUAACGCAUUUUCGGGCAAGGUCGCUGAUAUACGGAUCUUCGAGCGGAGUCUGUCUGCGGAAGAGGUAGGCGAACUGGCCCGCUGUUCCGGAGGCGGUCGGGAUUACGCGAGGCACGUCUCCGAGUCGGUUGUAGGUGACGUGGACAUCCACCCGAUCCCUUUGACUUCCCCGUGCCAAGGACCUUCGCGCGAAUUCCUGGUGAUGUUCGAGACUUACGAAGGUUCUGAUUAUAAGUCCGCGAAGGCUUUCUGCGGGUCCAUGCACGGCCGCCUUAUCAGAGAAAGCGACGACCUGAGAUCGCUAACUGAAGAAAUCGCACAGAGUCGAGACGUAACGGAGAGGUCAAAGGUUAUGUGGAUAUCAACCGAAACCGAUGCAGAGACCGGGAGUUGCAAAACACUAAGGGUAGAUAACAGAUCUUCGGUCAGCAUACAUCACACACAGGAGUAUACGUGUUCGAUCGUCCUCACUGCAAUUGCUUGUCUUCUCACCAGAGGGAGGACAGUUUACUUGAAGACCGGAGACAGAACUGAAGAAUACGCGCUUCUGUCGUAUCGAGGACGCAUGGUGUUGCAAUCACAAGAAGAUACAACCAUCACAAAGAGAGUUUUUGAUAAUAAGCCCUACCUUGUGCAAUCGCAGUACAAUUACCGGCUAGCUCAUUCGAUCAUGAACAAGCCAACGAGCUAUUUAGGGAGAAGUACAUGGGAGUCCCAGAAUUCCAACAAGACGUUCCAAACCUCCCUCUCCUUCUGUGGAUCUCCGUACUUCAGCUGCGAUAAUGGUCAGUGCAUCGACUUGAACCAGCGAUGUGACGGCUUGAUUCAGUGCCUUGACCUAUCCGACGAGACCGACCUUUGCUCGCCCUUGAACAAGCCCAACAGCUCUUACUGGAAGGGGGCGUGUCCUGAGCCCAGUCCGUCGAUUAAGCUGAACGUAAGCUUAGUCGGUUAUAAUCAGGUGACGCUGGAGGAAAAUAACUUCGCCGUUACUCUGACCGUCACCACAACAUGGAAGGAUACACGACUGACUUUCUCCAACAUACACGAGAAUUUGAAUACCUUGGAGAAAGAGAGGUCUACAAUGAUAUGGGUCCCCGAUUUUAUCUUUACAAACGCCAGGUACAUAGACAACCUUCAGAUACAGAGGAAAGAGGAUAUUGUGGAGGAUUACACUUUACACCGAGAGGGAAAUGGUACAAGAAUUGUGUCUAACGGAUACGAAGUUACAUCAUAUUCGGGCUCGGAAGUGUAUAUCAGCCGGGAGGUACAAUACAUGUUCGUCUUCACGUGCAACUACAACCUCUUCGCCUUUCCCUUCGACAUGCAAGAGUGCUAUAUGAAGCUCAAACUCCACGGACCUCAGGGAUGUCGACCACAGUGGAGUGUUCGUGACGGCGGCAUUCAUGUUUACGGAAACAGUACGACCAUUUCCGUGUACAACGUCGCUCCUCUCCGGUACACGUACAACACCUCGCCUGAGGACGUUGCGGAGAUCGCGCUGGUCGUCCUCUUCACCCGCAAGUUCGAGUCGUUCCUCCUCACGACCUUCCUGCCUUGUAUAAUCCUCUGCGCGCUUUCCCAGCUUACGCUCACCCAUUUCCACCUGGACGACUUCCCCGACAGAAUUACCGUCACGCUCUCUCUGCUUAUUGUCUUGGCUUCGCUCUUCUCCCAGACGUCGAGCACCUUGCCGAUGUCACCCACGCCCAAGUGCAUCGACUUCUUCUUCUUUUAUUGCAUCCUGAGGGUGAGCGUCGUCUUCAUCUUGCACAGUUGCAUCGAGAAGAGCCUUCGAUCUCGGCGGAAUGAACAGGAGACGUUGGUGUCUCGCUUCAGUCCGGGAAAAAUGGAUAAAACUCCGAAGAAGAUUCUUUGCGGAUGCGCCAAGAACUUCAAGAUGCCUGAAGUCAGCGCGCCAGGAUUCAUUAAGAAAGUUGGUCUGUUUGCCAUCGCCAUCUCUGACGUUCUCAUCGUAUCAUGUAACAUCUACUUCAUUAUGCUGGACAGGAGAGCCAAGCUGUUGAGGUAUGAGUCUGCGUACGUAACGGAACAGGACAUGCUCUAAAAAAAUAAAAGAUAUACGUUUGUGAAAGAGGGCUUCAUUCAUAAGAAAAAGACAUUAUCACACAUACGAGUACAUAAAUUCAAGUGCUAGAUCAAGAACAAAUAAGUAAUGCACUCACUGCAAUAGAGUAUGGAUACUGUCCCAUUUAUUUGGCGACUUUUCAUGUCUUGACGGUGCAAUAGCUUUCUUUCAUUCUCUUUGUCUAUCUACUCUCUCCCUCUCUAUUUGUCUAUCCUCUCUCUCUCUCUCUCUCCUCUUUUAUUCUCUCCUCUCUUUCUCU